GGGCGGGACUUCCGGCAGCACAGGUUCGGAGCACAGACUGGCACACUUCUCUCCGUCAAAUCUUCAACAAAAACGACUCAACUCUGCGUUUUAAAAUCUGUGAUGAGUAAAAGCGAUGGACGAUAUCAAUCUUCACUAUCGUUUUCUGAACUGGAGGAGACGAAUCAGAGAGAUCCGCGAGGUGCGAGCUGUGCGCUACCGAGAGAGGCUCAAACGCAUGAGACGAGACGGAGACAUCAUCAGGUAUCAAGGGAACGCAGAUGAAGUGGGCUGUUUUGUGGCUGCCAGACCACUGUCUAAAAGGAAUCGGUAUUUUGAAGUGACGAUCGUGGACACGGGGGUGCGGGGAAUGAUCUCUGUGGGUCUGGUGCCUCAAGCGUAUAAACUGGACCAUCAGCCCGGCUGGCUCCCAAACUCUGUGGCCCUACACGCCGACGACGGCAAGCUGUACAAUGGGAGCACAGUGGGGCAGCAAUUUGGAUCAAAGUGUUGCCGUGGCGACCGCAUCGGCUGUGGCAUCAGCCCCGAGUCUGAGGAGGGCCAGAUCACCGUGUUCUUCACCAAAAACGGGAAAGAGGUGGGGAGCGUGGACGUGCCCUCCCCUCCUGACCCCCUGUUCCCCGCUGUGGGGAUGCACUCUCUGGGGGAGGAGGUGCUCUUGGACUUGACGGCAGAGUGGGGUCCGGAGGAAGACGAGGGGCUCAUGAUCGUCGACAGCCAUGAGGAAGACUGGGCCCGCCUCCAUGAUGUCAAAGUGCUGGGAACGGUGCUGGAGUACGUGGGCAGAGGUAAAAGCAUCAUGGAUGUGGGUUUGGCUCAGGCGCGGCGUCCUCUGAACACACGGUUUCACUAUUAUGAGCUGGAGAUCACUGACCCUGGGGAGAAGUGCUACAUCGCUCUGGGACUCGCCCGAAAGGACUAUCCCAAAAACAGACAUCCGGGCUGGAGCAGGGGGUCGAUCGCGUAUCAUGCAGAUGAUGGGAAGCUGUUCAGUGGCAGUGGUGUUGGAGAUGCUUUUGGACCACGCUGUUUUGAAGGAGACAUUAUGGGCUGUGGCAUCAUGUUUCCUCGAGACUUCACCUGCGACAGUGAAGAGGAUGAAGAUGAGUGGGACAUGGAGGUGUUUGCCAAACCCAGUGAGGUCCAGAACGACCUCUACGUCAACAACGAGGAAGAGGAGGACGAAGGGGCGGAGCCAGAGGAAGGGAGGAAGGUCAUGGUGUUCUUCACUCGUAACGGGAAGGUGGUGGGUCGUAAGGAGGCGGUGCUGCCCCCCGGUGGAUUCUUCCCCACGAUCGGGAUGAUGAGCUCGGGCGAGAGGGUCAGAGUGGACCUGCACCCCCUCAGCGGUUAAAGCAAAACACAAACGCAGGAAUAAACAGGCCAAAGGCUAUCAAACGUGAACUGUACGGUUGCCACAAGAGGGCGCCGACGUCUGAGGAGUAAGGCUUUAAAAUGCUGGUUUAAGCUUGAAUCAAAACGUGCUUUAAAUCGAAUCGUCUUAUAAGGAAAUUACUUAAGGGCUGCACAGUAUUAGAAGAAAAAAAAUGCAAUAUCUAUUUUAAAUAUUGUCCUAAAUAAAUAUGGAAUGUGAUAGAUCUGUUUUAUAUAAAGUAGGGUGGUCAAAUGUAUCGAAAAUCAGAUACUAAUCGAUACUAAAACAAUAUUGAAACUAGAUCCUCAUUUAAGCAGGCAUCGAUACUAUAAAAUAUCACAUAACUGGAUGAACUUUGACCUUUCCUGAACAGUUUCAUCUUUCACAUUUCUGUUGAAAAUUACAAUAUUGUUUUAAAAAAUAGCUUUUAAAAUGAUCGUGUAGGUGUCAAAACCGAUAUCAGUUUGAAAUUUUAGCAUCACAACAACACUAAUAUAAAGUCACGUAGCUUGAGCGUCCGUGUCUUAUCCCCUAAAUAGAGAUUGACAGGUGGAGUAGCCAAUCAGAGGACAGGACUCUGAGCGAUCACCUCCUCAAAUAAAUGGACUGGAAUGAGUUUGUUUAUAUACUAAUACACUCAGAGGCAGAGUUUUGUGCUCCUUCUCGUCUCGUUCUUUCAGUCCAAAUCGCCGUUUAUAACAUUAACGUUUUUAGACAUGUUCCAGAGUAAAGCCCGUUCUGCUGUUUACAACUUCUCCAGGCUUGAACUGACGAUAUUUAUGAUAAAAUAAAUAGAUAGUAAACAUUAAAUCAAACCUCUAAGCUUCUAUAAGGCUGUGAUCAAAUGAGCUGUUGCUAUGGCGAUAUUGCAUUCAGUUUAUAAUAUAUUGUGCAGCCCAAUUUUACUCCAAAGCUGAACGCGGACUCACGUAUCCAACGGUUACCAAAACAGUCUUGUGUUUGUUUAACUUAAAGUGACAGUAUGUAUUUUUCUGGAGGUGGGAAGUCAACAGCACGAUUCCAUGGAAAACUUAAAACUAUACUUUGGAACAUUCUCUUUGGAAAUAGAAACAUUUUAUUGCAUACAGUGGAAUAUUCUAGCCAAAGACACAGCGUAACCAUGGAAACAAGCAGGAUGACGCGCUCCUUCAGGCCAAAUAAGAGUCAGGUUUGUGGAAAUGCAAGCCCGAUCAGAGUAAGAACACGUUUUUGUUUGUUUUUCAGUGCAAUAAACCCAUUAAUAAUGAAAAACAACUUUAAUUAUAGUUUAUUUUUUGGCAAAGAAAGUUACAUUCUGUGGCUUUAUCAAAAAAGUAGAAUUCACUGCGCUCUUACAAACCAAAAAGUGCUGUCUUUAAGUCCCUGUGUGGUGCAGGGCUGUGCGCCUAAUGCUCUUGGUGGCGUGUUACUGCCACCUGCUGGUCUUCCACGGUUUUGCACUAAAUCCAAUGUGCCUCUGUGUGUAAUUCUGUCCAGUUUUCAUUUCCAUGUUUUGUCUCGUUUAUGAAAGAUGAUGCUGUGGCCACAUUAUUAGGUACAGGUGUUUUAAUGUUCUUUAAAAAAUAAUGCUAACGGUUAAAUUAAGUUUUAAAAUGGUGACAUCUGUAUAAUCCCUCAGUCGCCCAGGUCUUUUAUUUUGAAAUGGACACAAUCGUAACAUAAACAUUUAAAGUUUUCACUCUAAUUUCUGUUAAACUUCUGUUGAUUUCUUACAGGGUUGUGCAAUACAAGUAAAAAUGUGUAAUUUGAAACAUG
Molecule: messenger RNA, 3130 nt
Organism: Periophthalmus magnuspinnatus
Lineage: Eukaryota; Metazoa; Chordata; Actinopteri; Gobiiformes; Gobiidae
Product: SPRY domain-containing protein 3-like
Exons: 11
Coding region: 116-1354 (412 amino acids)
Molecular function (GO): protein binding
Source: RefSeq, a predicted model, not a curated record